Molecule: messenger RNA, 2612 nt
Organism: Myodes glareolus (Bank vole)
Lineage: Eukaryota; Metazoa; Chordata; Mammalia; Rodentia; Cricetidae
Gene: Sugp1
Product: SURP and G-patch domain containing 1
Biological process (GO): RNA processing
Cellular component (GO): nucleoplasm
Molecular function (GO): RNA binding
Source: RefSeq, a predicted model, not a curated record
CGGAGCCUGGCUCUCCUUGAGGUUCUCGCGAUAACUUCUGCGCAAGGUAUUCUGGGAUUUACAGUGUAUAUUCGCAAUGGCUGCGACUGAGGGAGAAUCUGAGGAUUGGACGAUGCCUCUGCAUCAUCGCGACUGAGAGUGACACACCUUCAUGAACUGACGCCAAAGUUUUUGUGGAGAAGUUUCUUGGUGUCCUAGAAGGGGUUGGACGUGAUCGACGGAGGAAGACUACAUUUCCCAUCAGACCAAGCGCACUAUAACUGAGUCUCCCUCCUCUCAGGUGGCGCCGGAGCAUUGUGGGAUUGGAUGAGUCUCAAGAUGGACAACCGGGAUGUUGCAGUGCUGGGAUUAAAGGCAUGCGCCUACACUACCUGGAUUUGUUUUCAGCAAUGAUCUUGUGUAAUCCAGGGUGACCUUGAAUUCACAGAGAUCCAUCUGCAUCUUUCCCAAAUCCUGGGAUUAAAGGAAAGGCUAAUCGUUGGUUCGGGAUGGCACAGCCCAAGUCUGGAAAGAUGAAUAUGAACAUCCUCCACCAGGAAGAACUCAUCGCUCAGAAGAAGAGGGAGAUCGAGGCCAGAAUGGAACAGAAAGCCAGACAGAGUCAUGCGUCCAGUCCACAGCCCCCUCAUCCUGGGGAAAUUGCCAAUGCACAUAACUCCUGUAUCUCCAACAAGUUUGCCAACGAUGGCAGCUUCUUGCAGCAGUUUCUGAAGUUGCAGAAGGCACAGGCGAACACAGAUAUUCUCCCCAGUGCCCCUCCCAGCAUGCCAGCACCCAGCACCCUGAAGAGACCCCUCCUACUCAGCAAGCGGACAGGCCUGGGGCUGGGAAGCCCACUGGGCCCUGUGAAGAACUACUUACAUGCCAAGCAGUUGCCUGUUGCACACCGUCCAAGCGUUUUCCAAUCCCCUGAUGAUGAUGAUGAUGAAGAGGAGGACUAUGAGCAAUGGCUGGAGAUCAAAGUUUCACCCCCAGAGGGAGCCGAGACUCGGAGAGUGAUAGAGAAGCUGGCCCGUUUUGUGGCGGAAGGAGGUCCUGAGCUAGAGAAAGUAGCUAUGGAGGACUACAAGGAUAACCCUGCCUUCACAUUUUUACAUGAUAAGAAUAGCAGGGAAUUCCUGUACUACAGAAAGAAGGUAGCUGAGAUCAGGAAGGAAGCCCAAAAGCCACAGGCAGCUGCUCAGAAAGUUUCACCCCCAGAGGACGAAGAGGCCAAGAACCUUGCAGAAAAGUUAGCCAGGUUCAUAGCAGACGGGGGUCCUGAGGUGGAGACCAUCGCCCUCCAGAACAACCGCGAGAAUCAGGCCUUCAGUUUUCUCUAUGAUCCCAACAGCCAGGGGUACAGAUACUACCGGCAAAAGCUGGAGGAAUUUCGGAAAGCCAAAACAGGCUCUGCGGGCUCCCUCCCUGCUCCUAACCCCAGCUUACGACGCAAAUCUGCUCCUGAAACCCUGUCAGGAGCUGUGCCCCCCAACACUGCCUGCCCCACUCCAGUGACCCCAGCACCUGCCAUCAACCCCACUCCAUCCAUCCUUGGGAAGCCCAACACAUCAGCUACUGUGAAGAGGAAGCGGAAGAGUCGAUGGGGGCCUGAAGAGGACAAAGUGGAACUGCCACCUGCCGAACUGGCACAGAGGGACAUAGAUGCCUCGCCUUCACCUCUGUCAGUUCAGGAUCUCAAGGGGCUUGGUUACGAGAAGGGGAAACCUGUGGGCCUGGUGGGUGUCACAGAGCUGUCUGAUGCACAGAAGAAGCAGCUGAAGGAGCAACAGGAGAUGCAGCAGAUGUAUGACAUGAUUAUGCAGCACAAGCGCGCCAUGCAGGACAUGCAGCUGCUGUGGGAGAAGGCACUACAGCAACACCAGCAUGGCUAUGACAGUGAUGAGGAGGUGGACAGUGAACUGGGAACCUGGGAGCACCAGCUGCGGCGCAUGGAGAUGGACAAGACACGGGAGUGGGCAGAGCAGCUAACACAGAUGGGUCGGGGAAAGCACUUCAUCGGUGACUUCCUGCCCCCUGAUGAGCUGGAGAAGUUCAUGGAGACCUUCAAGGCCCUGAAGGAGGGCCGAGAGCCAGACUACUCAGAGUACAAGGAGUUCAAACUGACAGUGGAGAACAUUGGCUACCAGAUGCUCAUGAAGAUGGGCUGGAAGGAGGGCGAGGGGCUGGGCACUGAGGGCCAGGGCAUCAAGAACCCAGUGAACAAGGGUGCCACAACAGUUGAUGGAGCGGGUUUUGGCAUUGACCGGCCAGCUGAGCUUUCCAAGGAGGAUGAUGAGUAUGAGGCUUUCCGCAAGAGGAUGAUGCUGGCCUACCGCUUCCGGCCCAACCCCCUGGUGUGUGUCUCCUUGACUCCUGCUGGGAGAACAACCCCAGACGGCCCUACUACUGAAUACUCUGGAAACAAAAAGUCUACUUUCAGAUCAGCUAUCCUGGGACUGUGGAAUGUUGUGGCAUCCAUCUCUGCCCAUUCUGUUGUUACAAGUGUUGUGCUGUGCAUUAAAGUUCCAGUGCUCUCCUGCCCAGCAUCUUGUUCCCCUGCUGUUUCUGGGAAUCCCUUUUGUCCUGCCUCCAGUCCCAGUGUGGCUCAUCGUUGAGGUCCCAGUAACUGU